AUGAUGAGCUACCCGGACCCCGCUCCUCCCGAGGCCCCGGUGUCCCUGCUGCCCCAGGCCAAGGAGCCCGGCGGGGGGAUGCCAGGAGGAGGCGGCGGCGGCGGCGGCGGCGGCGGCGGGGAGCUGGUCAAGGCCGAGCUGAGCCCGACUGCCCCGGCCAAGGGUGCCUCCUCCUCCUCCUCCUCGACGGGGCCGGCUCCUUCCUCGUCCUCCUCGGAGAAGGGCGACCCCUCGCAGAAGCCUCCCUACUCCUACGUGGCGCUGAUCGCCAUGGCCAUCCGGGAGAGCGCCGAGAAGCGGCUGACGCUGUCGGGGAUCUACCAGUACAUCAUCGGCAAGUUCCCCUUCUACGAGAAGAACAAGAAGGGCUGGCAGAACAGCAUCCGCCACAACCUCAGCCUCAACGAGUGCUUCAUCAAGGUCCCGCGGGAGGGCGGCGGGGAGCGCAAGGGCAACUACUGGACCCUGGACCCGGCCUGCGAGGACAUGUUCGAGAAGGGCAACUACCGACGGAGGAGGCGCAUGAAGCGGCCCUUCCGGCCCCCCGCCGGACACUUCCAGCCCGGGAAGAGCCUCUUCGGAGCCGCCGAGGCCGCGGGCUACGGCUACCUGACGGCGCCGCCGGCCAAGUACCUCCAGGGGCCCUUCCUCAACGCCGCCUCCUGGUCCCUGGCCCAGACGGGGCCCCCGCCACCCCCGCCGCCUCCGCCUCAGCCCCAGUCCGUCUCCGGGGGCUCCUACGCGGCCUGCCAGAUGGAGGCGGCGGCAGCAGCAGCAGCAGCAGCAGGAGGGGGGAACGGCGGCAACGGCAACGGGGCCCUCAGCCCCGUCAAGGGAGUGGGCUCCUCCUACGGCAGCCCCUACGCGCGCCUCCCGGCCAUGGUGAACUCCUACAACGGCAUGGGCCACCACCACCACCACCACCAUCAUCCCCACGCCCACCACCAUCAUCCCCAUCCCCACCAUCACCAUCACCACCAUCACGCCGCCCAGCAGCUCGGGGCCGCCGCCGUCGCAGCCGCCGCCGCAGCAGCCGCCGCCGCCUCCGCAAGCAGCCCUUCGCCUCAGACGGCGCCCAACGGAGGAGGACCCGCCUCGGCCUCGGCCGCCGCCACGGGCCUCCCCUUCGCCUGCGCCGCCCGGCAGCCUCCCGAGCUGGCCCUCAUGCACUGCUCCUACUGGGACCACGAGAGCAAGCACGGCGCCCUCCACGCCCGCAUUGACAUCUGAGCAGAGGGGCCCCGAGCAGCCCCGCCAGCCCCGCCACUCCGGAGCCCCACAGGGAGGAAGCCCCACAGCCAGCCCCAGCCAGGAGGGAUGCCCCUUGGCCGCCCCAGAAAAGCUGACCCUCUUUUCAGAUACAGAGACAUGCAGACAGAUAGAUGCAUAUGUAGUCUAUGGGUAUAGUAGAUACCGAGAGAGAGAG
Molecule: messenger RNA, 1426 nt
Organism: Sceloporus undulatus (fence lizard)
Lineage: Eukaryota; Metazoa; Chordata; Lepidosauria; Squamata; Phrynosomatidae
Gene: FOXL2
Product: forkhead box L2
Exons: 2
Coding region: 1-1230 (409 amino acids)
Biological process (GO): anatomical structure morphogenesis; cell differentiation; regulation of transcription by RNA polymerase II
Molecular function (GO): RNA polymerase II cis-regulatory region sequence-specific DNA binding; DNA-binding transcription factor activity, RNA polymerase II-specific
Source: RefSeq, a predicted model, not a curated record